AUGUUCACUUUUAUUUUUAUUUCGUCUUUUUCUCUAUAUUUCUGCUUAUUUUCUCGCUCUUUCUCUCUCUCUCUCUCUCGUUCUCUCUCUCUCGUUCUCUCUCUCUCUUUCUCUCUCUCUCUCGUUCUCUAUCUCUUUCUCUCUCUGUCUCUUUCUCUCUCUCUCUCUCUCUUUCUCUCUCUUUUAUCUAUCCCUGAUACGAAUUUGUACACUAAUUCUUUAACAAUCUAUCUAUCCAUCUUCUGCCAGUUCACAGCUAUCUAUCUAUCUAUCUAUCUAUCUUCAGGCGUCAACACAGAGGCAUUCCUCUUCCCACAGGGCGUCAACACAGAGGCAUUCCUCUUCCCACAGGGCGUCAACACAGAGGCAUUCCUCUUCCCACAGGGCGUCAACACAGAGGCAUUCCUCUUCCCACAGGGCGUCAACACAGAGGCAUUCCUCUUCCCACAGGGCUCUCUCUCAAGUAUCUAUCUAUCUAUCUAUCUAUCUAUCUAUCUAUCUAUCUAA
Messenger RNA from Acanthosepion pharaonis, 507 nucleotides. The record is from the annotation of a GenBank genome assembly. NCBI's taxonomy places the organism in Eukaryota, Metazoa, Mollusca, Cephalopoda, Sepiida, Sepiidae.